ACAGAGCGGCAGCAGCACAGCCCCGACACAAGUGCUUCUCAAGAGCCGGAGACACGCCGCGUUUAGUCCGCUUUCUCCUCAGUGACCCUUCGCCCCCCGCGGAGCCCGCGAUGCUCCAGAACAUGUAGGAUUCGACCGUCUCGGUGUUUUCUUUUCUUUUUUUCUUUACUUCCACCGGAUAGCCUGCGAACUGUGACACCUCCUCUCCGCCUGGUCGGACCCCCAUUCAUCUGGUCGCGAACCCGAGCGGGCGAACUUUUGCGAGAACUACAAACCAAGUGUCGAGACCCGCCGUCUGCGAUACCCCGGGACCUGACGCCAGACCCGCCAUGAGUGAACAGAGUAUCUGCCAGGCGCGAGCCGCUGUCAUGGUGUACGAUGAUGCCAAUAAGAAGUGGGUCCCAGCCGGUGGUUCCACUGGCUUCAGCAGAGUCCACAUCUACCACCACACAGGCAACAAUGCCUUUCGCGUGGUGGGACGCAAGAUCCAAGAUCAUCAGGUGGUGAUAAACUGUGCACUCCCCAAGGGUCUGAAGUACAACCAGGCCACUCAGACCUUCCACCAGUGGCGUGACUCCAGACAGGUCUACGGCCUCAACUUUGGCAGCAAGGAGGACGCCAAUGUAUUUGCCAGCGCCAUGAUGCAUGCCCUUGAGGUGCUCAACUCCCAGGACUCUGGCCCCACAUUGCCCAGACAAGGCCCCCAGGUUCAGAAUGGACCCACACCAGAGGAGAUGGAGCUGCAGAGAAGGCAGCUUCAGGAGCUGCAGAGGCAGAAGGAGAUGGAGCUCGAGCGUCAAGAGAGGGAGCGUCAGGAGCACGAGCAUGAGCGCCUGGAGCGAGAGAUGCUGGAGCGAGAGCAGGAGCGCGAGCGUCAGGAGCUGGAGCAUCAGGAUAGGGAGGCGCAGGCGGAGAGGGAGCGACUCGAGCGUGAGCGCCAGGAGCAGCAGGAGCGUACAGAGCGUGAGCUGAUGGAGAGGGAGAAGGUGGAGAGAGAGCGGCUGGAGAGAGAGCAGCAGGAGCAGUUGGACAGAGAGCAGCAGGACUGGGAGAGGGGGAGACGCGUCUCGAAUGCCGCUUUUGAAAGCACCCUGUACAGUCCCACUCCUCAGGAGUACGGUAGAACAUCCUCAACACCCGUAUCUCCAUCCACACCCACCUACCCUGCUCCUGGGACUUCAUUAUCGUCAUCCAACACCACACCCCCAACCCCGCCACUCAGGCACUCAGCGUCCCGAUUCGCCACCUCGCUCGGUUCUGCGUUCCACCCGGUACUGCCACACUACGCCACAGUUCCAAGGCGACAGCAGGCCCUCCCGCAGGCCCCGCCCCCUGCUCCGGCUCCGGCCCCUGCUCCACCCAAGUCUGUGGUGUGGUCAGCGUGCAACUUUACGCCCUUGCCUCCAUCACCCCCAGUCAUGAUAAGCAGUCCUCCAGGCAAGGCCGCAGGUCCUCGGCCACUCAUCCCCAUCGCAGCACCUUCCCCUCUGACCCAGAAGCCUCCCUCGCCAUCCCCCAACGGCCCACCCAUGUUUCCCGCACCCUCUCCUUUGACCAUCAUGCACAGCCAUAUUCCGAUCGGCAUCGCCUGUCCAACCCCACCACCUCCACCUACCCCACCCCCUCUCCCCUCCCCUGUAGCUCCCCAUCCGUCUUCCUCCUUCGCCUCGUCUCCCCCCUCCUCAUCCCAGGCUCCUGGUGUGCCCUCUCCCUCCACAGCGUCCCUUGCUGCUGCAGCCACUGCCGCCACCUCUGCCUCUGCUGAGCACCUCUCCCUCCCCCUGGGCCUGGGCCUGUCGGGGCCGGGGGAGCUGGACACAGCUGCAGGCCCAGAUUUCUCCAGCCAGCCCUCGAGUAAACACUCCAACCCCACGCCUCCCCCACCACCACCUCUGCCACCCAGCUCCACUGUGACCUCGCCGACCGCCACCCCCAUCACUACGGCCGCCCACCCUCCCCCGCCCCCUCCUCCUCCUCUCCCUCCCACGCUGACCCCAUGUGGGACGCCCCCCCCACCACCAGGUCCUCCUCCUCCUCCCGGGAACCCACCUCCUCCCCCAGCACCUCCUCUCCCUGCCGGGCUGUUCUCCCCCGCUGAGGACCGUCCCCUCGCAGGCCUGGCCUCCGCCCUCGCUGGAGCCAAGCUGCGCAAAGUGUCAAAGAGUGACGAUGCAGCGGCGUCUCUGGCAGCAGCCAUUUUGGGAGCUGGAGGGGCUGCAGGGGCCAAAUCUGAGGCCAGAGGCAAUGGCCCUCUGCCUGGAGGAGGAGGCCUUAUGGAGGAGAUGAGUGCCCUGUUGGCCAGGAGGAGAAGAAUUGCAGAGAAGGGCUCGUCACCUGAACCUGACCAGAGAUCAGAGGAGGGUGAAAUGAACACAACCCCUAAAGUGUCAGCAUGUAGCACACCAGACAUGCCCAGGAAGCCAUGGGAAAGAACAAACACCAUGAACGGUAGCAAAUCCCCAGUCAUUGGAAGACCUAAAUCCACUCCUACACCGACUGGAUCCUUAACUGCCAACGGUGUGCCAACAGAAGCUGUUGACUAUGACAGAUUGAAACAGGACAUUCUGGAUGAGAUGAGGAAGGAGUUGUCGAAGCUAAAAGAAGAGCUCAUUGAUGCAAUCAGGGAGGAGCUGGGUAAGUCCAGCACGGCGUAGAGGAUCCAAAUCUGCUGUUCAGAACAUCUCCACCAACGUGACCCAAACACAGACAUCUAAAUGGUCGAUCGAAGGCGUGACGAAAAAAACUACGGAGCACAACGGCGGCAAACGGUGGAGACGGCGAUGAUGAUGAUGAUGAUGAUGAUGAUGAAGAUGAAGAUGACGACGACAAUAAUCCUAUUAAUACUGACAGAGGACUAUAUCUGGGGUGGAGUGGCUUUGGACAGAACGACAGUGGACGGGGUAGUGGUGGAAAAGGCUUGUAACGCUGACGUAGCUGCGACUCAUGGAAUCCAUUCUGCAAAGUAUUGUGUUCCCGCGGCCCCCGAUCCCCCCACCUCCUCCUGGGCUGUUCUGACAGAGAAGCGAAAGCCCUUAUGCAACGGCGUUCUCUCGCUCUAUCAGUUAUUAUAAAAAGAAACGACUAAUAAACACACAGCAAAAUAAAACCGAACUCUUCGAUGAUGCUGUGUCAACCAUUGGCGCGUGAGUGAACGGCAACGUUGACGCUCAGAAUCAGAACUCUUGUGAUUUACUAUCAAAAGGCACGUUUUAUUAUUAAGCGAUAGCAGGAAGGUGGGGAUGGAAAAUAAAAAUUUGAUUUCCCAUAAUGCCAUAGGGGUAGCGUGCGUGUGUGCGUUAGGGUGUGUGUGAGUGAGUGAGUGUGUGUGUAUGGGGGACUUGACAGUCUCCGGUGAAGUCCUCCACUGCAGGACACUGUAAAGCUUGUCUUCCUAAAAUACUAUUUUAACCUGAACAUGUACAAAAGAGAGAAAAAGUUAUUUAGAAAACCACGUAUCUAUCGACCAUGUCAGUCUCAGUGAAGAUCCACGGCCAUUUCGAGUAGCUCAAUAAUCCAGUCUUUAAAACAGGAUGCUCUCUCUCUCGUCUGUCUCUUCAUCUGUGAAGUCAUCGUCACACGUGUUGUUUCCCCCGUGAAGUGGGCGACAUUAGUGUGGAGACAUUUUACUGUCACGCUCAUUGAUCAUGGACAGACGUGUAGAUAGAAAGGACUACCUUCCUGUACGUUUUGAUUUGAAGACUCUCUCUCUCUCUCUCUACCCCUUUCUUUGUCAGUCUCCGUCAUGCCCGUCACUCCUAGGUCCUCCGUUUGGUGCACGUGCACUCUUUUUUUUCUUUUUAUGAGGUGAGGGUCACAAGUCUGCCACGAAAUCGUAUUAACUGUCACAAGUUUUAUUACAAGCAAUAAGUGUAGCAUCUAUUGUAAAAGCCCGAGUCCCAACUCCACGAGACAUGUUUCAGUGUUUGUCCUUUCUGAGCCCUUUGCUGGCCACAUGUUACCGUGUGACACUAUACCACUGCUUGUAUUACAGAUUUUCUGUGAAACUGAAGACGACACUGUAAGAAAGGAUUUCAUGGAAUUUCUCAAUAUACUCUCCUUUUUAUUUUGGAAAUUUUUCUUGCUAUAUAAAAUCCAAGGAUAUUGUACAUUUAGCCACAUUGGAGCUGAACUGUUUUUAUUUUACAACAUUUAUACAAGAAAAUACUUUUUAAAGGUGCACAGGUCAACCCAAAUGUGUAAGUGAUGGUGUCCAUAUGAGGACGUGAAUGUGCCAUUUACCCUUUCACCAGUGUUUUCUGAAGUUUGUUUCACCGUUUUGUCUUUGCCUUUUCUUUCCUGCCACUCUCAUAUCCUUAAAACAAGAAACUGUCUUUUCCCUCCACUUAUUACAUAUAUAUAUAUAUAUAUAUAUAUAUAUAAGGGAAGUGUCACUAUAUUCAAAAAAACACUUUGGUUUCAACAUUUUUGGUUCUGAGCUGAGUUUGUUGAGUACAAUCCACCUGAGUGGGACAUGUUGGGAGCUGAGACUGGUGUUCAUAAACUGUAGCUGUUGCACCAAGCUUGUAUGUCAAAGUAGCAGAAAAAAGUCCACGUUAGUCACAAUUCUGUUCCCUCCUGAGCAGGGACAGCCGCACUAAUACAAUCAAACCUCAUGACUCGCUAACAGCCACUUUACAGUGGCGUCUGCAGGACACACGUAAUAACAACCUUUUGACCUUCCAGAGGAUUCCUACGUGAUAUGAUAUCCUGAAAAGGUUUUAAAGUUAUGCUUUAAGAAAUUUAGCAACUACAGAGUUUAUUUUGUGAUAUUCUAAUUGUUACCAACAUCAAGCUGAGGAGUUACAAUGCAAUACAGAGUGUAUAUCAUCACUGUAGCUCAAUCUUAGUGUAACAUGUCUGGCCCCUUUACAAUAGUCAGAUUAUUUAGCCCCUUUUCUAUAUGAGCUAACAUCUGGCUUUUGUCUGCAAUGGGAAUGGAUGCAGUUGGCUUUUACUUGCUGGUCAAAGGACUCUGCAGUGAACGCAGGUUUUAAAUCGGCUCUGAUCGGCACUGAUGGAAGGCUGGCACCCGGGUGAACACCCCAGUGAGGUGAGAGAGCACCUCAGUUGCCUGUGCCGUUGGAGAUGUUGAACCUGAUGAAAAAGACAGAAAGGAAAACUCCUACUUGUAAUGGGAAAGGAGUCAAUCACCCUUUCAUAGCAGCUUCACCGCGUUUUAAAAACCUGUGUAUACCUGCUAAUUUUGGCAUAGAAUAAGUAUAGGUAGCUUUGAGGGGUUUAUGUAGUUGUGAUUUAGUUUCCAUAUUAGGUACAACUGCUUUGUCAUACCUAAUACCUUUGGGGUGAUGGGGCGGGUCGAAGGCACGGUACAAAGCAAUCAUGAAAACGCCAUUGGUCCCUAGUUCCCAGAAUGCAACUUAAUAGUGUCUUUUCACGCCUGGUGAACACCCACUUCAAACUCCACAUCCCCAGUUUGCUCUGGUUUCUGAAGUCACCCAGCCUUCAACACUACAUUAUUUUUCAUAUUGCAUAGCUGUUAAACCUGGUAUCUGACCAAAAGGUUUUGUUAAUCAGAGGCUGCCUGCUGAACUGUUCAAGGGCUUGGAUGUUACUGCUUUGUUAAAAAACUGAGAAAAGGAUUUCCCCCUUAGUUUCUGUCAUUUGCUCGGGUUUGGGUCAAAUUUGUUUAAAAGAAAUACUGUGGUUAAAAAAAAUGCUUUCAAUUACAGUUGAUGUGUACAGAUGCCGUCAUUCUUUGGUUUGACAGGAGGUCUUGGCAUCUGUUUGAACUGGUGUAUUUCAUCCUCCAACUCUCUGUGUCGAUGAAGCUGUGUCAUCCUUUCAUUCACCUUUAAAAAAAAAAAAAAAAAAAAUGUAGGCACACCUGGCCAAGAGGCUCCCUGUCCUGAGUGUUUACACAGCAUCGAUUGCACUUUACAAGAAAAAACCCGCAGAGCAAACCAACGUACUCCGACAACAGUUGCUUAAAGCCUCUGUCGCCAACAGUUGUGGCUAUCUCACCAAAGGAUUCAGACCGGCAGUCUCCUGCUAAACACGAUCACUCAACAAAGUCGCCUUUCUUAUUUUUGUAUCAUUUGUCAAGAGGUCUGAAAGCAGAAAGAUGUCCAUCUCCAUAUUCAGUCCUUUGGACGAGAUGGUAGGUGAAAUGUUCUGAAGCUAUGUGGUCUGUGCCUUGCUCUAAAGUUGCAUUUAUAUGUUAAAGAUAUAAAGAUGAGUAGUAAUAAUAUCUAGGGACUGUAAUUAUGAUCACAUACGGUUAUAUUUUUGUUUCUCUUUCAUCAUUUGAUUCGAAGGGAGAGUUCAGUGACCAUGGUACUGUUCCUCUCCGGGAAAACAUCUUUGCAGAUCUUCGUUUUUUCUUUUUUUCUUUUUUUUUUUACAUAAAUGUCGUUACUUUCUAUACGGUUGUGAGGUUGCUUUUUCUUACAGCUCAGAAGUUCAAUCAAACCUUUUGUGGCUUGUUCCAGUUCAAAGAAGAUCUUUGCUCUGAGAUGAUUUUUCUAAACCAAGUCCCGAUAAGUCUGGCUGCAGUGUUCUGUGUUCCCUCAUGCCAUGUAAAUGUCACAGAGACCGUUUGUGUUCAGCCGCUUAUGUCUUUUUUCUUUUCUAUGUACUUGGGAAUCUCUGAGAAAAAUCUGUUGGGCCCUCUGCAGCGAGGUCUGCUCCAUGUUAAUGUAGGGUCGCUGAUGGAAACAUGUAUCUUUGUCCGUUUUCUGCUGAAGGAGCUGGAAGGUUUGUGAAUUUGCAGGGGGAGUAUUUGCAGAGAGGGAUUUGGGCCGAGGCAAGUUUGGUGGAUGGGUUUCCAGACUUAUUCUUUUAUCAUCUGCAUUGUACCAUACUGUUCUCACGUUAAUUAGUCUUUCUUACAUGCUAACAUAUUGUUUUGUUUGAGCAAAUGAAAUAAAAAAUUGCAAUAUACGAA
Molecule: messenger RNA, 6904 nt
Organism: Pleuronectes platessa (European plaice)
Lineage: Eukaryota; Metazoa; Chordata; Actinopteri; Pleuronectiformes; Pleuronectidae
Gene: enah
Product: ENAH actin regulator
Exons: 15
Coding region: 330-2654 (774 amino acids)
Biological process (GO): axon guidance; actin polymerization or depolymerization; actin polymerization-dependent cell motility
Molecular function (GO): profilin binding; SH3 domain binding
Source: RefSeq, a predicted model, not a curated record